AUUCGUGAGUUUCUUCCUUUAGUAACAUCAUGAAGAUUUCUUUAGUUUUACUUGUCGGUGUGAUAGCUGUAGCUCGAGCUGCUACUGCGAGAUAUGAAGUUGGAACUGAACGACCUGGUGAUUUUCCUGCAACACAUCCAUCUGUUUUGGAAAGUUCCAGUGUGUCUGGAAUUCGUGACAACAAGCAAGGACAGUUCCAACAUUCUCAAGACCUUCACGUCACAGGCUCUCCUGCAUCCAACGAUUUCCAAAGAGACUCAAAUCUUUUCUUGUCUCAAAAUCUCGGAACCCCUGCAAGCACUACCUCAGCAACUAAAUCUUCAGUGAAAGGUCAAUUCAACGAUAUUUCUUCUCAACACCCACAAUCAUUCUUCAACGACAAGCAAAAUUCUCCCAAGCAACAACAAUUCAUCGAUGGAAGGCAGCAAAAUUCAGGCCAGGUUCCAUUCGCUUAUAACGACAACCAACAAUCUUUGAAUGACCAGAGAUUCUUCAACGCUGAGCAACAGUUCCCUAACCAAGACCAAUUCUUGAAUGACAGACAACAGCAACAGCAGUUUUACAAUGACCAACAUCAACAGCAACAAUUCUUCAAUGAUCAGCAGCAGCAACAAUUCUUUGAUAAUAGGCAACAGAAGUCUGCCCAAAGGCAAUUUUUCAAUGAACAACAGUCACCAGCUCAGAAGCAAUUUUACAACGAUAAACAACAAUCAUUGAAUCAACAACAGCAGUUCUACAACGACAAGCAACAAUCAUUGAAUCAACAACAGCAGUUCUACAACGACAAGCAACAAUCAUUGAAUCAACAACAGCAGUUCUACAACGAUAAGCAGCAAGCACUCCUCCAACAACAACCCCGUGAUCAGAGAGAAACAUACAACGUCCAAGCCGCAGGAAUUUCUGGCCAGCAGCUCAACGGCAAGAGGUUGGACCAAGAAAUAACCAGCCAAAAAGGUCAAGUAAAAGGGGAUGAGCCAUCCAUCCAGAUCCAUUCUGUAUCCAAAGGAGCUGUGCAAUUGUCAGCUUUUGAUAACCGAGCCCAACCCGUAGUAUUGCCUCAAAGUGCAGCUAUGCAUUCAUCAUCUGUAGUAGUUUCUGGAUUGAAAAACGUGCCGCUGUUACCUGCCAUGGUCUACAAUGGCGGAGCUGUACCUAUGACUCAUGCUACUGUCUACAGUCGAGAUCCCUUGUACAAAGGUGGAGCUGGCAUUCGACAGCACUUGCAGACACCUUUCGUCAGAUACGUCUACAGCCACGUUUUGUAAGCGGCAAAAGAACGACUAAUUGGAAGGAUAAAAAGGAAGGAUCCUGAUUUUAUGAUUUCCAACAGAAUUGGAAAUCUGAUUGAAGAUUUCACUACUACUCCAUGUUUUAAUGAAUAGCCUUGUUUUUCCGCCAGUAAAUUUAUAUUAUUUUGAAAUUAAUAAACUUUAAAAGAAUUUCUCUAAGGUUAUUAGUAGGAUAUAUAUGUAUUUUUAUUACUAAUAGAAUAUUUAUGUCAAUGUGUUUUUGUUUAGAAUUUCUGCAAGGAUUACUUGCGAUUUGGGAAUAUGGCAUUUGAAUAUUUAAACAAAAGUUUGUCUUAUGUUUCGCUUAUAUGGAUGAAAAAUCUUUAUUAAUUCUAUGCGAAAUGCUCUGUAAUAUUGCUUGUAAGCUUGCUCUGCUUUUGUGAAUGUUUUUUUCAAUCAGUAAAUAAAAUUCUUGGAACAAAACAAAUCUCUUAGAUUGGAAUUGGAAGAAUUAUUUCAUUAUGGUAAUUUUCAAAGAAAGUUGGUUGUUCAGAUUGCACUAUAGAUUGGUGAAUUAUUUUUAUUACCUUGUAAUGAUUUAAGAAGACAAACCUAACAAUACAUUAAAGUAAUUAAAAUUUUCUAUUUUAAUUGUGCUUGUGUUUGGAGUGCUAUUAAUGCUGCUUUAUCGGUGUAAAAAGUUUUGGUGAAUAAAGGUUUUUUUUUGGAUA
Argiope bruennichi is the source of this 1960-nucleotide messenger RNA. RefSeq names its product putative cyclin-dependent serine/threonine-protein kinase DDB_G0272797/DDB_G0274007. The coding region runs from base 30 to 1265 and encodes 411 amino acids. The record is from RefSeq and is a predicted model, not a curated record. NCBI's taxonomy places the organism in Eukaryota, Metazoa, Arthropoda, Arachnida, Araneae, Araneidae. The transcript has 4 exons.